AUGUACCUACCGCCGCAUAGCGAGCGUAACCCCACGCAGUUCGACUCUCCUUUUGAGCGCAUCGAGCAAUCAGACGAGCCUUGCACGCGGCGCAUAGGCGUAUUCACCAGCCAGAAACCGUGCCAUUUGCUGGAGAGCGGACUAUGGAAGCAGCUCAGGCCCCCGGGGGCCAAGCACUCGAACAGCUCCUCGUCUGAGCUGAGCUGA
Molecule: messenger RNA, 207 nt
Organism: Neurospora crassa OR74A
Lineage: Eukaryota; Fungi; Ascomycota; Sordariomycetes; Sordariales; Sordariaceae
Exons: 2
Coding region: 1-207 (68 amino acids)
Source: RefSeq, a predicted model, not a curated record